Molecule: messenger RNA, 801 nt
Organism: Sycon ciliatum
Lineage: Eukaryota; Metazoa; Porifera; Calcarea; Leucosolenida; Sycettidae
Product: protein CLN8-like
Exons: 1
Coding region: 1-801 (266 amino acids)
Biological process (GO): lipid homeostasis
Cellular component (GO): membrane; endoplasmic reticulum
Source: RefSeq, a predicted model, not a curated record
AUGAACUGGCUGCGGCAGGUCUGCAUCGGCGAUCUGGACUUGGAAGACUCGACGAAUCAAUGGACGACAGUGCUGUCCUCGUUUUUAUUCUUCUUAUGUCUAUACCUCAUCUGCCUAGCCCUAUCGUUGCUGUCUGAAACCUACCGUAGGCUAAGCAACCGGGAGAAAGUGUUUUGGCACCUCUCUAUCGUUAGAGCGGUGUUUGGCGUGUUUGGCGCUUAUUCUGGAAUUUCCACCUUUCUGUGGACGCCAGAACUGCAUGCUGACAUUAUCAAUGGCAAAACACCGGAAUCCUACUUUAUUGUGAUGGUGACGACUGGAUUUUUCCUGUUCGAGUGCGCUACACUGUUCGCAUCCAACAUCUACUUCCGCUUUAUAGAUUGGAACCUGGCGCUGCACCAUUUACUUUCUUUGAUGGAGAUCCUGAUGACAGUCCAUUACGGAAAGGCUCAUUUCUUUGGCUGUCAAGGGCUCUUGCUGGAGGUCACGACACCGUUCUCGGCCGUGUGCUGGCUGCUGCUUAAAGCCAAGAAAGCAGACACGAUGUUGUGGCGUGCUAACCAGUACAUUCUCAUUCACCUAUUCCAUUGCCGCACGACAGUGGAGCUCUACAUCUGGUGGGCGACCUACCAGAACCUUCCGAUUGUGCUGAGCGACAUGCCGGUCCCGCUCGGAGCUCUUCUUAGCAUUGAGUUAACACUGAUCAACUUCUACCUGACGCCAUUCUGGACGUAUAAGAAAACGAAGCAGCUGUUCAACCCCGUCGAUUGGAAUCAUCCCGACGCCAAGAAAACGCAAUGA